Molecule: messenger RNA, 713 nt
Organism: Sphaerodactylus townsendi
Lineage: Eukaryota; Metazoa; Chordata; Lepidosauria; Squamata; Sphaerodactylidae
Gene: GLOD5
Product: glyoxalase domain containing 5
Exons: 4
Coding region: 9-530 (173 amino acids)
Source: RefSeq, a predicted model, not a curated record
UCCAGGAAAUGCUGAGCUGGAGAACCGUUCUGUUCCUGUCGCCCAAACAACUGUACAGGGUUUCCUGUCCACCCUUGCAGGUUCUUGGUUCUCAAGCAAUGUCUUGGAAGGAGGAUGAUGUGGCACCACCUCAGGGCUUAAUCCGCUGCCUGGAUCAUCUCGUCAUGACUGUGAAAAGCAUCGAAGAAACAGCAGCCUUCUACUCUCAGGUUCUGGGCAUGGAAGUCAUCACAUUUAAGGAAAACCGCAAAGCCUUGCAUUUUGGGAACCAGAAGUUUAAUCUCCAUGAAGCAGGGAAAGAGUUUGAGCCCAAGGCCCACCGGCCAGUUCCAGGCUCCCUGGACAUCUGCCUCAUCACAGAGAUGCCCCUGGAGCAGCUAAUACACCACUUGAAGGCCUGUGGGGUGAAAAUUGAAGAUGGCCCUGUUCUCAGAACUGGCGCAAUCGGUCCAAUCACAUCUGUUUACUUCCGAGACCCAGACCAGAACCUGAUUGAGGUCAGCAACUACAGCUCUCAUACAAGAAAGUAAUUGUUCUCCUGUGGAUUAGGGCCUGAUCAGCAAUGAAAAGAUCAACACCCUGAUGUCUUUGUAAAUUCUGACAUGAAGGGAAAAAGAUCAAUAAGAAGUAAUUUUUCAGCAAAUGUAGGUGGCCUGCCUCACAUAGAUCCUCACAGGCAUCUCCAUCUCCGAUGGGUCGCAUUUGUUCAUGUC